GAAAAAGAGAAGUGUAACAGAUUUAAUAAGCACUUCAUUCAAUAUCCCUGAAAUGACAUGCUUUGUUACUGACGAAGAAGUAACUUUGCAAGCCGAUGGUUCAUUAGAUAUCCUUGAAGUCAAAAGUCUGCUAAAACAAUCAUUUGACAAGGAAAUUAUUGAAAUAGGUUCUUCCCGCUCUUAUAAAAACUCAAAACAUCUAUGUAUAGAUUAUGAGCAAUACCUAGGAAAAGUGUCUGAUGAGAGAUAUACUGAAUCUUACAUAUUUAGUUAG
Messenger RNA from Funneliformis caledonium, 274 nucleotides. The record is from the annotation of a GenBank genome assembly. NCBI's taxonomy places the organism in Eukaryota, Fungi, Glomeromycota, Glomeromycetes, Glomerales, Glomeraceae.